Rhipicephalus microplus (southern cattle tick) is the source of this 1272-nucleotide messenger RNA. Its product is annotated as tigger transposable element-derived protein 4-like. NCBI's taxonomy places the organism in Eukaryota, Metazoa, Arthropoda, Arachnida, Ixodida, Ixodidae. The record is from RefSeq and is a predicted model, not a curated record.
AUGAGACGAAGAUCUUGGAAGUGGCUGCCCAAUCAAACGGGGCAGGAAAGAAGAAAUGCCAGCCAAGGUGUUUACCCAAAGCUGGAGGAAGCGCUUGUCGUGUGGCUCAGUGCCAUGAUCGCCAAUAAAAUCACGGUGUCAGGCGACAUCCUGAAGCAGAAGCCGGAGGUUUUCGUGCUUCAGAUAGGCAUGAAGGACUUCAAGUUCAGCAAUGAAUGGCUUCACCAUUUAAAGAUCCGCAAUUACUUGAAGUUCAAGAAGAUGUGGGGGGAAAGCAGCACCGUCGACGAUUUCAUUGUCACCGAAUAUCGGGAUGAAAAGCUGCAGUCUUUGCUUCAGCGGUUUCCACCUGAUGAUAUUUUCAACUGCGACAAAACUAGACUGUUCUACAAGCUGCUGCCUGAGAAAACACGUGCAUUUGUUGAGGACCACUGCCACGGCAGCAAGCACAGCAAGGAGCGGCUCACUGUCCUCGUUGGCAGCAACAUGUCAGGCAGCGAGAAGCUUCCAUUACUAGUAAUAAGCGCGUCGAAGCAUCCAAGAUGCUUCAAGGGAGCAGUGACUGUGCCUGUUCCCUAUGAAGCUAACAAGAAGGCGUGGGUAAUGCAGCAGUUAUUCGAAGCGUACGUGUGCAAGCUGGACAGAAAGUUCGAGCAGCAAAAUCGAAGAGUUCUGCUGUUUGUGGAUAACUCCGAUGGACCAAGGCGUGGUUCUGAACUUGAGGCAUCAUUACAAAUCCGCAUGGUGCUAUGCUCCGACAACAGGACAAGCUACACUGUUUACCUCAGGUCUGCCGUCAGCAUGCUAGAGGAAUCGUGGAAGGCGGUUACGCAAGAGACCCUGCGGAACUGUUUUCGCCACGUGGGCUUCACACUCGACGCUCAGAUGGCCGUCUCACCCCAAAUGGACAGCGUGUGCGACGAACUGCCAUCCACGGAUGUUGCCUUCGACGAUCUGCGAACUGCCGGCGUGUCGAUUCCAGCCCGGAUAACCUUUGAGGGCUUCGCUGACGCUGACAAAGACCUCGAGCUAUGUGCGAACUUGACCAAUGACGAAAUCAUUCGUCAAGUUUUGGAGGAUUAUGACGACAUCGAGAACAAAGAGCCAUCUCCUACACAGCCAAUGAGCUCAGAGUUUGCGCGAGCACAGAUGACACUGUCAUCGGUGUAUAGCGGCAACAUGAUGUUGACUGAAAUUGAGGCAGACAUGAUCGCGGGCAAGCGGAACGUCGGGCAAAAGAAAAUAGGCGACUUCUUUGCGCCCGAGUGCUGA